Messenger RNA from Laccaria bicolor S238N-H82, 501 nucleotides. RefSeq lists its product as uncharacterized. Lineage: Eukaryota; Fungi; Basidiomycota; Agaricomycetes; Agaricales; Hydnangiaceae. The transcript has 4 exons. Bases 1 to 501 code for a protein of 166 amino acids. The record is from RefSeq and is a predicted model, not a curated record.
AUGUGCCGUGCAUGGGUGGCUGCUGGCGUCGUGCCUGUCGUGGUGAGAACGGAGGAAUGGGGUGGUGGGGCAUACGUACCCCUUGCCCAUGACGUUGCCACGUCAUGGGCGUUGUCCCUUGUCCUUGGUCCAUCGUUCCGUGCUGGGGGUGUCAUUGUCGUUAGCGUGGGCGUCGUGCGACGUGACAAUAUGGCACGCCCUCAACUAUCACUGACCCACACUAUAUUCCACUGGACUGGGACUGGACUCAGGAAAGUGGCUGGCAGUCCAGUGGGAGUCCAGUGGACUGGACUGGACUGGACUCCAGUGGACUGGGCAUUCUGCCAGCCAAUCUGGCCUGGUAAGAGGGCCACUGGAAUCCACUGGAAUCCACUGGAGUCCACUGGAGUCCAUAUGGAUUACGUGGGGGAGGGUAAAGACCUCCCUGAAGGCAUCGAGGAGGCACGGAUUACACGAAUACACGACCAUGACCCUCACGAUGACCAGAGCCUCUUGCAGUAG